Molecule: messenger RNA, 3991 nt
Organism: Drosophila gunungcola (fruit fly)
Lineage: Eukaryota; Metazoa; Arthropoda; Insecta; Diptera; Drosophilidae
Gene: kay
Product: transcription factor kayak
Exons: 3
Coding region: 1483-3885 (800 amino acids)
Biological process (GO): regulation of transcription by RNA polymerase II
Cellular component (GO): nucleus
Molecular function (GO): RNA polymerase II cis-regulatory region sequence-specific DNA binding; DNA-binding transcription factor activity, RNA polymerase II-specific
Source: RefSeq, a predicted model, not a curated record
CCCAGUGGUUGUCUUCUAAUUUGAGCAAACAGCUCGCGGCCCGAGGCGAGGCACACACCCAAAAGACAGCUCUUCGGGUUCUCUAGAUAUGUACAUAUAGAGUAUAUCUCAUAUAUCCCAGCGAUCUCGCGGUCUCGCGAUCUCGAUCGUUGCCAAUUUCGCUCGCCGGAAUCGGAUUCAGUCGCAAACGAACAACGAACCAUCGAAGUUUAGAAAAUAUCUAACAAUUAAAAGCGAUCGCGCGCGCGCUUUUUCUCGAACCUCGAAUCUCGAACAACGAAACGAAAAUAAAUUUGGAAAAUUGCAAUUGUCGUUUUGUUUUUAGCGCGCGUGCAUUGCCAAAACGAAUCAGAAACUGAAACAACUGAAACAACGAAUCGAGCUAAGGAGAAAUAUAUAGACGCGGGAAGGAAACAACGCAAAAAACGACGCACAUUUCUCAGUUGCAUGCCGCGUGGAUCGAAAUAUACAUAUAUAUAUAUAUAUAUGUAUAUAUAUUUAAUUAUAUAUAUUGCUAAACUUAGAAAUAAAAGCGAAAAAGGGAGGAAUAACUUGGAGAGGCGUUGCCCGUGGCCAAGGGAAAAAAUAAGAAAUACGCAUGAAUACUAUACUAUAUGAAUGCAACAUUAAUUGAACUAGCUCAAGGCUCAAGCCCUCUCACUCUCGCCGCCUCUCGCCCUCUCUCUCUCUCUCUCUCUCUCUCUCUCUCUCUCUCUCUUUCUGCCACAAAUCUGUAUAAUUAUAUAAUCCAAUUUGUGUUAUUUAUUGCGCCCCUGAGAGCAGUGAACCAAACUGAACUGGACACGUGUCAUUAGAUUUUAAGCCUCGCACACAUACGAUACAUUGCGUUGAUUAUGAGCGCUUUCGCCGAUCGGAAUAUACAUUUCAAUCCUUUGCGAAAUCAGCAAACGCUUAUCGUUAAGCGACUGAGACCGCCGGAGAGCAGAAACUACAAGAACUGAGCAAUCGAACAACGAAUAUAUAGACGAACUCUGCUCCCAGCUAAGCACAAAAACAAACGAACCUUUUUUAAAAUAUAAAAAAGCCAACGCAGAAAUACAACGAAAUAUAUAAGCAAUAAAAUAAAGCCAAAAACGAACGAAUUUUAAAGCAACUAUAACAACACUGCGACAACAACAACAACAUCCAACAAAGAAAGAAAAACCGGAAACAUAAAGACAAGAAAGGAUCAUCACAUUGUUAAAGAACUUUUGCAGAGAAAAGUGUCUUUUUUUUAUUGUACAUAUAAACAUUUAAACAUAUAUCUAAGUUCUAUAGAUUUGUUUUUGUUGAUUUUGAAUAUAUAGCUCAUACAUAUAUAUCUUUGUUGUCCCAAAUUGUUGUGUUAGCUUAGCUAGGCUUAAAAUAUAACGAAUACUAGUCAGCCGCCCAACUGUGCGUAUACGUAACGUGCAACGUCACUGCGUAUACUUAAUAUUUAAGAGUAGAUAACUAAGGAUUAGGCCAAAAACCAACGAACAAAUGAUGAAAAAUCUGAACGGUAGGACGCACAAUGCGUGCUACCAUCCCUACUACCAUCAAUCGAUGCACUUUGCGCAGCAGCAACAUAAUCAACAGCAGCAGCAGCAUCAUCAGCAGCAGCAACAUCAGGAGCUGCAGCUGCAGCAGCAACAGCAGCAGCUGCAUCAGCAGCAACAUCAGCCAUCCCAUCAGCCAUCCCAUCAGCAAUCGUUACGUCAUCAGCAACGGCAACUGCCCACGCAGCCUGCCUACCAGCAACACCAGCAGCAACAACAACAUCAGGAGCAACAGCAACUGAGGCAAUCGUUUGCCCACAAUGCUUUUCCACUGCGCAGCAGCAACAGCAACAAUUAUGGCCAUGUUGCUGGCAGCGCCUACGCCGGCAACAGCAGCAAUGCGGCUGCCAUGGCCGCCGUGUGCCAAAUGCAGAAUUUUUUUAGUCAACAACAGCAACAGGAGUACAACAAUUGCUUGCCUAUUAAUUAUUAUCAACAACAACAGCAGCAACAGCAACAACAACUACAGCAGCAGCAGCAACAACAGCAACCGCAACAACAACAACAACAGCAACAGCCAAUGACAGCUACAACGACAGCAGCCUCAUGCAAUGCCACAACAGCAGCAACAACAACAGCAGCAACAACAGCAGCAACAGCAACAGCAAUAGCAGCAGCAACAACAACCUCUACGAACAACGACAACAACAAUAGCGAUAAUUUUGCAAUGGAUGCCACUGAAAUCGCCACUUUUCUCGCCAACGAGCUUUUCCUACAGCAGCUCGGCAACUUUGAGACCGUUCAGAGUGUUUUAACGCUGACCACGCCCACGCUGACGCCCACAACCACGCGCAGCAUCGAGGAUUCCUUUUUCCAGAUUAUUUCGGAUACGCAAAAUGAUCGUGGAGCUGGUUGUGCGGGAUUUGCAGUGCCACUGGUGCUGCCAAACGCCACGGCGAAUGCCAAUGAGUCCAAUGGCAACGGAAUUUCCACAAUUCCCAGCCAGCAGCAGCAGCAGCAGGAGCAGCAGCAUCAGCCGUUCAAUGUGAGUCUGGUGGCAGGAAGCGAUUCCGAGGAGUCCAAUGGCUCCUACAACGAUACCCAGAUGAACGAGGAGCAGGACACAACCGAUACUUCAAGUGCCCACACGGACAGCACCUCCUACCAGAAUGGUCACAUAAUGGGCGGCAGUGUGAACGGCGGCGGAGCCAACAAUUUCAGCAAUGUCCUGGCGGCCGUUGGCUCUGGUAGAGGAUCCACGGGCAGCAACGCGAAUACCUCAAACAGUGCCACGCCGGCGCGUCGUGGAGGCGGUCGUCGGCCCAACCGGUCGGCCAACAUGACGCCCGAGGAGGAGCAGAAGCGGGCGGUGCGCCGGGAGCGGAACAAACAGGCGGCGGCCCGUUGCCGCAAGCGGCGCGUCGAUCAGACCAACGAGCUCACCGAGGAGGUCGAGCUGCUGGAGAAGCGCGGCAGCGUGAUGCGCAAGGAGAUCGAGGAGCUGACGAACAGCAAGAACCAGCUGGAGUACCUGCUGGCCGCCCAUCACCCCACCUGCAACAAGGUGCGCACCGAUCUGCUGAGUGUGGCCACCUGCAACGGGCUGAUUGCACCGGCCGGACUCCUCAGUGCCGGCAGCUGUGGCAGCGCCGGAUCGAGCAGCCAUCACAAUCACAACAGCAACGACAGCAGCAACGGCACCAUCACCGGACUGGACGCCACCCUGAACUCCACCGGGCGGAGCAAUUCGCCGCUCGAUCUCAAGCCAUCGCCCAACAUCGACAACUUGCUGCUGAACAUCAAGGACGAGCCACUGGACGGGGCACUGGACUCGGGCUCCAGUCUCGACCAGGAUGGUCCGCCAUCCAACAAGCGUUUCACCUUGCCGCCCAUGUCCACGAUGCCGCACGUCCAUAUUUCAACGCUGAUGACGCCCACGGGUGCCUCGUCGGGAUCGCUGCAGACGCCCAUAACCAGCACGGCGCCUGGUGGAUUUGGCAGUGCCUUCCCGGGCAUCGCCACCAAUGGAAAUGGCAGUGGCAGUGGCAGUGGCAGUGGCAGCGGAAACGGCAGCAUGAACAGUCCCACGCUGAAUGCGCUGAACAAGGUGCCCAAGGAGCGGCCCAACACGCUGGCCUUCCAGCGACCCAUGCACCUGACCAUGGCCAAUAAGUCGGCCGGAGGAGGAGCAGGCGGAGCAGGCGCAGGAGCACCGCCCACGCAGAUCCAGGGAGUGCCCAUCCAGACGCCAUCCACCGGCACCUUCAACUUUGAAUCCCUGAUGGACGGCGGCACUGGGCUGACUCCGGUCUCGGGUCCACUGGUGCCCAACACCUCCGCCAUGAACAAGCAUCCGCUGGAGCUGCCCACGCCCACCGCCGAGCCGUCCAAGCUGGUCAGCUUAUAACCGGACAGGAGCUGGUUGCGGGCCGGAGGAUAGUCAGGAAUAAGUUAAGUUUGAUAUAAUUCAAAACGUAGCGAACGUAGCAUACUUACACAUGCUAAAAGGAAAA